AAAAUGUCAAUGAAGGUAGGUAACAUUAGGGUAGGUUGAGAUCAGCUGAUCGGCACGCGAGUUCCACGGCUUCCACGCGGAUUCAGUCUCAUUCUGCUUUUCACACCGCGUUUCGCAAGCUUGACAUGAACGUGAAUUGUGACUAUAUUUCUCGUUGGUGCUGCUUUAAUUUAUUCAAUUGGGCAUAUCCAGUGGAAAUAGAAUCUCCAACACACUCCGUGCGGCCUUACGUUUCACGCUGCUCACCUAAAUAAAUAAUCGCAUAUGCAUCGGAAUGACUAUGGGCUUUUCGACACAAAAAACCGCUGAGCCAAACUCGGAUCAUGCGAUCGCCGGCGCUGCCAGUGGAUUUAUAACGAGAUUUCUGUGUCAACCUUUGGACGUCAUAAAGAUUCGAUUUCAAUUGCAAGUGGAACCAAUUUCGAAGCACCACAUUAGCAAAUACAGAUCCAUGUCGCAAGCUUUCCUGCUAAUUUUAAGAGAAGAAGGAUCCGCCGCCCUAUGGAAGGGCCACGUGCCCGCGCAAUUGCUCUCGAUUAUCUACGGGAUGGCUCAGUUUUAUUCCUACAACAUAUUCAUGAAGAUGUUUCAACAAGCUCCGCAAGUCGAGGAAUGGCAUCACGCGACGCACUUCAUCGCCGGUGCCGGUGCUGGCAGCGUGGCGACGAUCAUCUCGUUCCCUUUUGACACCGUGAGAACUAGACUGGUGGCUCAGUCGAGCAACCAUCAGGUGUACAACGGAGUGUUGCAUUCCUGCAGUUCGAUUCUUCGACAGGAAUCGCCGAGGGCCUUCUUUUCCGGCCUGCUACCGAGCCUGCUGCAAAUCGCCCCGCACACCGGUUUGCAAUUCGCGUUCUACGGACUCUUCACGGACCUCUAUAAGAAUUACGUCCCCGGUACCGACAUCAGUUUCUACAAUUCCAUGUUGUCCGGCAGCGUCGCUGGACUCGCGGCGAAAACGAUCGUAUAUCCGUUCGAUCUCGCUAGAAAGAGAUUGCAGAUACAGGGCUUCCAGCACGGCCGCAGAGGAUUCGGCAAGUUUUUCGAGUGCAACGGGUUACUGGACUGCUUGAGGGUGACGGUGAGAGAGGAGGGUGUGCAGGGAUUGUUCAAGGGCUUAGUGCCGAGUCAGGUGAAAGCCGCCACGACCUCGGCUCUGCAUUUCACCGCGUACGAACAAGUUUUGUUACUGUUAAAAAUGUUGCGAUAAGCGUCGAAACGAGAUAUGUGUGGAAUUACGUAUAAAUGGAAGCACUAAUUUAUUAUAUAUACACGUGUUAAUUUGUACUUUUAAAAAACCUCGAAAGACUAGUCUCUAAUUAUAAUAUAAUUACGUAAUGAUACCCAGAUAGCCAAAUUUGUCUGAACAGAUUUUCUCAAAUGCCCACUACAAAUUUUGAAGGCAGAAAGAUUGGCCGCGUUCAGCGGAGAAAACUGCUCAGCGAGCGCUUGUGCUGACUGGAUUAUACUUAAAAAAUCUAGAAAAAUAGUUCUAUCGCAGCAUAGAUCAAAAGUAUAACCCAAUCAGCGCGAAGCAUUCACUGAGCAACUCUCUCCGCUGAACGCGGCAAUCUAUUGACAGCGUAUUUUACAGACUCUAGACUUGUUUUCUGUUGCUA
Molecule: messenger RNA, 1619 nt
Organism: Vollenhovia emeryi
Lineage: Eukaryota; Metazoa; Arthropoda; Insecta; Hymenoptera; Formicidae
Gene: Tpc1
Product: mitochondrial thiamine pyrophosphate carrier
Exons: 4
Coding region: 275-1210 (311 amino acids)
Biological process (GO): thiamine pyrophosphate transmembrane transport
Cellular component (GO): mitochondrial inner membrane
Molecular function (GO): thiamine transmembrane transporter activity
Source: RefSeq, a predicted model, not a curated record